UAUCCAAGGCAACCACUGAGCGAGCCUACCUUCGAUAACACACCGCUUCGCGACCAAGUCAAUGAAAAGAGAAGGCUAUAUAAACCGCUCCUCGGACACUUCAAAUUACCUGCUCAUCAAGUUCAUCACACACAUCCUCUUACCCACGCAAUCAAGAAACCAAGAGCAACAACCUCGUCAUACUCUCCCAGCCCAGACAAUAUUCGUUACUCCAAGAUGCAGUCAUUCGCAUCUGCUCUGGCUGUUCUCAGUGUCUUCUACACCUCCGCUCUAGCCUCGCCAGUCGAGACCACUACCGAGGCCGCUGAGGCCGUCAGCGUUUCCGUCUCCUACGACACAGUGUUUGAUGUUGGCAGCCAAUCCAUCAACACCGUCUCUUGCUCCAACCUGAACUACGCUACCUUUGCCGACAUCCCGGGCUUCCCCAACAUUGGAGGUGCUCCCACCGUGUCGGGCUGGGGCAGUCCCAACUGCGGAAAGUGCUACCAGCUGACCUACGGCACCACCUCGAUCUAUGUGACGGCCAUUGAUGCGGCUCCCGGUGGCUUCAACAUUGCUGAGGCAGCCAUGAACAGCCUGACCAACAACCAGGCCGUUGCGCUGGGUCGGGUUACAGCGACCUACACUGAGGUGGAUUCAUCAUUCUGUGCAUGAGCGCUCGGGAGGCUGCGAGCUUAGGAAUUUUCUGUCUGAUUGGUUAAUGGAUUGAGUGAUGGAUAUGUCAUAUCUUGGUCUUUGGAUUUCGCUAAUCUUCUAAUGUCAUAAUGUCAAAUAUCUGCACGUUUUGUGCACCGUCAUGCAAGUCAACAGUAGCAC
Aspergillus aculeatinus CBS 121060 is the source of this 816-nucleotide messenger RNA. It is a transcript of the gene aspf13, whose product is annotated as allergenic cerato-platanin Asp F13. Bases 217 to 654 code for a protein of 145 amino acids. The record is from RefSeq and is a predicted model, not a curated record. The transcript has a single exon. Lineage: Eukaryota; Fungi; Ascomycota; Eurotiomycetes; Eurotiales; Aspergillaceae.